Falco peregrinus (peregrine falcon) is the source of this 1002-nucleotide messenger RNA. RefSeq names its product P2Y purinoceptor 4-like. Gene Ontology annotation, molecular function: G protein-coupled receptor activity. NCBI's taxonomy places the organism in Eukaryota, Metazoa, Chordata, Aves, Falconiformes, Falconidae. Gene Ontology annotation, cellular component: plasma membrane. The record is from RefSeq and is a predicted model, not a curated record. Bases 1 to 1002 code for a protein of 333 amino acids. The transcript is spliced from 2 exons. Gene Ontology annotation, biological process: G protein-coupled receptor signaling pathway.
AUGGGAGAAGUUUGGCCCUUGCAGGUCAGCACAGAGGGUUCUCCUAAGUCCUUGGAGCUGCUGGACUCCUUCACCUUCAUGAACACUAGCGUGGACUGCGUGGCCCAGAGCCUGCACCCCGCCAUCCCUGCCCUGGGGACCCUUCUCCUGCUGGGCUGCAUCCUGCUGAACGGCACAACCCUCUGGGUGUUCUGCUUCCGCAUCAAGCAAUGGGAUUCAGGCAUGAUCUUGCAGUUCAGCCUGGUCCUGGGAGACGUCCUGGUCAUCCCUGCUACUCCACUGAGGAUUUCUUACUUCAGCCUCGGCAAUCAGUGGCCAUUUGGGCAGUUUCUCUGCCAGUUUGAAGUCUUCCUGCAGAGCAUCCACAUGUACAGCAGCAUCUAUUUCCUGACACUCAUCUGUGUUCACCGGUACUUUGUCAUCGUACAGUACAAGAGCAAGUCCGUCUGGAAGAAGAAGAGCUUUUUGAGAAAACUGUGCUUCUUCAUCUGGCUCAUCCUCUUUGUCCAAGGACUGCCUUUCUUCUUCUUCCUUAAGACUUCAAUUGUCAGUGGCUCAGCAAAAUGCCUAAGCAUUUAUCAGUCAGAGUUGGCCUCUUUUUACUACUCCUACAACAUGGUUUUGGUCGUGUUCUCUUUCCUCCUGCCCUUUGCCAUUUCCUUGACUUGUGGAGCUCUGUUGGGAGCUGCCAUUGCUAAAGCAGCAACAAAAAGCUCCAGAGGCAAGAAGAUGAAAAGCAGGUCUCUGCAGAUAAUAACAGUGUCUCUGGUGAUUUUUGCCAUCUGCUUUGGCCCCCUGCACAUCUUGAGGACUGUUGGCGUCGUUGUGAAGUACUAUGGCAUGUCUUGCAAGCUCUUGCACCAAGUGGAGUUUGCCUAUUACAUCAGCUGGCUGUUCACCAUUGCAAACACCUGCCUGGAUCCCCUGAUUUAUGUGUUCGCUAAUGUCAAGUUUAAGAAGAGCUUUGCUGACUCCUUUCGCAAAUGCUGGAGCACCAAGUGA